AUAAAGCAGCCAUGGAUAUAGCAAUGAAAGCUCUGGAAGACAAACAUGACGCUGGCUACCAAUGGAUCAAAGAGAGGGACAGGAAACACUGGUGUAGAGCGCUGUUCAAAGAGGAAGUCAAAUGUGAUAUCCUCCUAAACAACCUGGCUGAAGCAUUCAACAAGUACAUACUUGCUGCAAGAGAGAAGCCAGUGUUGACAAUGUUCGAAAUGAUAAGGACGCAGCUUAUGAAGAGGAUUAAUGACAAGCGGAAGUUUGGGGGAAACAUGGAGGGUGAGCUGUGUCCAAAGAUCAGAAAGAAGUUGGCCAAAAUCAUUGAUUAUGGUUGGAAGUUCACCGCAGAUCCUGGUGGUAGCCCUCAGUGGCAGGUAGAGGGCCCAGGGGGCCAGUUCGUGGUUGAUUUGGCUAACAGAACAUGCACAUGUCAAAGGUGGCAGCUUAGUGGAAUCCCAUGUUCGCACGCUACACCAUGCAUAUAUGGAAAUAAUCAACGGCCUGAAGAGUUUGUGGAUGAUUGCUACAGUGUAGCUACGUAUCAGAAGGUAUACAGCUAUGUAAUCAACCCUAUGAAUGGGCCAGACAUGUGGGAAACAGACCCUGAGCCAUUCAAUAUCAUACUCCCACCAUCCCCAGUACAUAAGAAGAAGAGGGGAAGAAUACCAACGGCUAGGAAAAAAGAGGCGGAGGAACUAGAGAAACAAAGGGUUGAAAAAACCAAGGAAGCCGCUGCAGGUAGGGAAAAGUUGCCAAGGAAAGGAAAUAUGAGAAUGACUUGCAGUUUAUGUGGUCAAUUUGGACACAAUAAGAGGGGUUGCCUAAUGAGGAGUGGGGGUCAGUCAACUCAUGAGGUUGGUGGUCCGUCAGCUGAAAGAGUGCCUGGUGGUCAGUCUGCUGAAAGAGAGCCUGGUGGUCAGUCUGCUGAACGAGAACCUGUGCUUCAUGACUCUCCAGUCACCCUCCGCUGGAUGAUGGAUGGUACAAGUCAAGUCGUUCAUAGGUCACCGAGUAGACGUGACACCUUUCCAUUUGUGGAUCAAGCGGUUCCAGCGGAACCUCCGGUUGCUGACCAAGGCCAACCAGACCAGAAUCACCCAGGUGAUGCAGAAGAGCAUGCCUUCAACAGCCAACGGAGCAGUGUUGAAGAUGGAGCUCCGUCCCAACCUAUCCCAACGCAAGCUGAAAAAGGAAAAGGGAAGCGGAGAGCUAAAGAUGUUCCCUCUAGAUACAUGAACAUCCUGAGGAAGAGAUCCAAAAAAACGUAG
Molecule: messenger RNA, 1262 nt
Organism: Mercurialis annua (annual mercury)
Lineage: Eukaryota; Viridiplantae; Streptophyta; Magnoliopsida; Malpighiales; Euphorbiaceae
Exons: 2
Coding region: 12-1262 (416 amino acids)
Molecular function (GO): zinc ion binding
Source: RefSeq, a predicted model, not a curated record